Gopherus evgoodei (Goodes thornscrub tortoise) is the source of this 2901-nucleotide messenger RNA. It is a transcript of the gene GLB1L, whose product is annotated as galactosidase beta 1 like. Gene Ontology annotation, biological process: carbohydrate metabolic process. Bases 31 to 2373 code for a protein of 780 amino acids. The transcript is spliced from 15 exons. The record is from RefSeq and is a predicted model, not a curated record. Gene Ontology annotation, cellular component: vacuole. Gene Ontology annotation, molecular function: beta-galactosidase activity. NCBI's taxonomy places the organism in Eukaryota, Metazoa, Chordata, Testudines, Testudinidae.
GCUUCUCCCCAGCUGCGGGGGGCCGUGACCAUGGGGCCCGCGGGCCGCGUCCUGCUGCUGGCUGCGGGGCUGCUGGCGCUGGAGGUCUGCGCCGGCGCCCGCUCCUUCCAGGUGGAUUACGCCCACGACUGCUUCCGCAAGGACGGCACCCCCUUCCGCUACAUCUCGGGCAGCAUCCACUACGCCCGCGUCCCGCGCCCCGCCUGGCGUGACCGUCUCCUGAAGAUGUACAUGAGCGGCCUCAACGCCGUGCAGGUCUACGUUCCCUGGAAUUACCACGAGCCGCUGCCCGGGGUCUAUGACUUCUCUGGGGACCGAGACCUGGGACACUUCCUGGACCUGACGGCAGAGCUGGGCCUUCUGGUGAUCCUGCGGCCCGGGCCCUACAUCUGCGCCGAGUGGGAGAUGGGUGGCCUCCCUGCCUGGCUGCUGUGGAAACCAGACAUUGUCCUGCGCUCCUCUGACCCAGAUUAUCUGCAGGCCGUGGAUUCCUGGCUGGAUGUCCUGCUGCCCAGGAUCAAGCCCCGGUUGUACCAGAACGGAGGGAACAUCAUCAGCAUCCAGGUGGAGAAUGAGUAUGGGAGCUACUCCGCCUGCGACUACGACUACCUGCGGCACCUGCUGGCCGCCUUCCGCACCCGGCUGGGGCCCGACGUGCUGCUCUUCACCACCGACGGCAACAGCGCCGCCGAGCUGCGGUGCGGCACCCUGCAGGGGCUCUACACCACCGUGGACUUCGGGCCAGGCCCCAAUGUCACAGCCGCGUUUGCCCCUCAGCGACUCUAUGAACCCAAGGGACCUUUGGUGAACUCGGAGUACUACACGGGCUGGCUGGACUACUGGGGAGAGCCGCACGCCAGCAGCAGCCCCGUGCAGGUGGCUCGGGGUCUCCAGGACAUGCUGCAGCUGGGAGCCAACGUCAACAUGUACAUGUUCCAGGGGGGCACCAACUUCGGCUACUGGAGCGGUGAGUCCACCCCUCACCCGCCCAUGUGGAGCAGGGGACCCCUGGAGGGCACAGGGCUGGCGGGUGCUUCCUGGCGGGUCCCUGCACGGCUGUGGUACCUGGGCAUUCACCCGUCCUACCGGAGCCUGGGCCGGCGAGCCCCGUCUCUGCCCACCCCUGGGUGCUCUCAGCUGUCAGCAGCACUGCACUGGGCUCCUGUAGCCCAGGCCAGCACCGGCCCCCUCCUCCCGGAACGCGCCAGGCCACGGUCCAUGUGGGUUCCAUGCCGCGGGCCAGGCCCCGUUCCCACAGAGCUCCCAGCAGUCCCUGGCCCUUGCCCCCAUCUCCCUGGGCUCGCCAGGCUGCAGCCUUGGGCCAGUGGGGGGCACCGUUGGGGCCCAGGAAGGGGCACGGCAGGGCCCAGCCCUGGCUCAUGGCACCUGCCUUGGCCAGGUGCUGACUACAAGGGCUGCUACAAGCCAGUCACCACCAGCUACGACUACGAUGCGCCGCUCUCGGAGGCCGGCGACCCCACUGAGAAGCUGUUUGCCAUCCGGACGGUCAUCGGCAAGUUCCAGCCCCUGCCUGAAGGUCCGAUGCCACCUGCCACCCCCAAGUACGCCUACGGCCACGUGCCCCUGCGGAAGCAGGGCGAGGUGCUGGAGCUGCUGGACGUGCUGUGCCCUGGCGGGCCCAUCCGGAGUCAGUUCCCCCUCACCUUCGAGGCCGUGAAGCAGGCUCAUGGCUUCGUCCUGUACCGGACGCGCCUGCCCCGGGACGUCUGGGAUCCGGCCCCUCUGAGCGCCCCUCCAAACAGCGUCUGCGACCGCGCCUAUGUGCUGCUCAACGGGGAGUACCAGGGGAGGCUGGAGCGUGAUGGGCAGAUGACACUGAACCUCACGGGCCAGGCUGGUGCCAGGCUGGACCUGCUGGUGGAGAACAUGGGCAGGAUCAACUUUGGUGUGAACGCCAGUGACUUCAAGGGCCUGCUCCAGAAUCUCUCCCUGGACUCGGCUCUGCUCAGUGACUGGCUGAUUUACCCCCUGGACGUGGACUCGGCCGUGACACGGGGCUGGCCCCUGCCCACCACCCAGGCAGAGGGGAGCAGGGCCGGGCUGGGGCCGGCGCUCUACACUGGGGCCUUCCAGACCCCUGGCGUCGCCUGGGACACCUUCGUGAAGUUCCCCGGCUGGAGCAAGGGCCAGCUCUGGAUAAACGGCUUCAACGUGGGCCGGUAUUGGCCGGUGCGGGGCCCCCAGCAGACGCUCUUCGUGCCCGGCUCGCUGCUGAGCGCCUCAGCCCCCAACAACAUCACCCUGCUGGAGCUGGAGGGGGCCCCCCCCAGGCCCUUCGUGCUGUUCCUGGACCGGCCCCUGUUCAACCAGACUGUCAGCGCCCGGGCUGGGACUGAGCUGCGGCCUCCCUAACACAGCCCCCAGUACCUCCUGGGCCCCCCAGCUGGGCUGAGGGCAGAGUCAGCUGCAGCUCAGGUGCCUCUGGCCAUCCUCCCCUGGCGAUGCCCAAAUGCCCUGGCCCCAGCAGGCGGGGGGAGUCCUGCCCCCACCCUCACUCACAGGGUCCGUUGCAGCCAGAGGAGGUGGACAGCCUGGCUCCCGCUGCCCAGAACAGCAUCCUGGCCCCCCAGGGCUGGGCCUGUCCCUCUGCCAGCGGCAGACCCCAAGUGUAGCCUCUGGGGACGGGCAGGGAUCAGUCCCAGCUGCCCGCAGCAGACCGAGCCGAGGCCCCUGGAGGCCCGCCAAAGGGAGACAUGGCGUUCACUGCCGGCAGCUUGCCCUUUAUUGCCAGGUUCGGGGUGCGUUGCAGCCGUGUGCUUGGGGUGGGGGGCGCGUGGAGGCAGCACGGCCAGGGAGCUGGUUUCCUGCCUGCCGGCUCAUGCCCCAGAGGCUGGGCACCAAGAGUUACAUUUUAUUACCCGUUAAAAAUCUUGUGCCUUC